CUUCUUCAUGCUGCUGUCCGCGGUGUGCGUGAUGCUGAACCUGGCGGGGUCCAUCCUCUCCUGUCAGAACGCCGAGCUCGUCAGCUCCCUGGAAGGCUGCCAGCUGAUUAAGUUCGACAGCGUAGAGGUGUGUGUCUGCUGCCAGCUGCAGCACCGGCCGGCCGGCUGCGGCAACCUCGGGGAGACGCUGAAGCUGAACCCGCUGCGGGAGGACUGCGACGCCGUGAGGCUGGCCCUGAAGGACCUCCUGCUCAGCGUGUGUGCCCUCAACGUCUUGUCCACGGUGGUGUGCGCACUGGCCACAGCCACGUGCUGCAUGCAGGUGGUGUCCUCUGACGUCCUGCGCAUGAGGUCACGGUCGGGGCCCCCUGCCUGCGUGCCCCCCCAGGGCACUGUCCUACCCCAGAGUCUGGACCUGGAUGGGUUCGUCCCGCCCCUCCCGCCUCCACCCUACUACCCGCCGGAAUACAGCUGCACGCCGCCCGCCGACACCCGGAGGCACCCCCCACUGGGCUCCCCUGCCUGCCCCUUCCACACUCUACAAGAUGCCGGCCCCACCAGCCCCAGCCUGCCGUCCCCCGCAGAGCUUCCCCCACCAUACGAGGCCGUGGUGGGCCCAACCCCUGCCAGCCAGUUCCUGCCUCGUGCUCUGCUGUGGCUGCCUGUUGGUCACCGUCACCUCCCGGGGACCUGGACGCCCAGGAAGCUAACCGACAGCCAGAGGCCUACACACGGUCUGCAGACGGCAGCCGCAUUCACUAGCGGACAGCGGGGCGUGGAGGCCAAGCUCCAGGAACGCGGGCACCGUGACCUCCCGGCUGAGGUGCGGCUGGCAGCUGGCACCUCUAGGCAGCGCCCUGUUGACGAGGCUGUCUGCAGGGCCAGCAUCCUGGACCUCGUGUAAGGCGGUCACGGGCCGA
Messenger RNA from Tupaia belangeri chinensis (Chinese tree shrew), 920 nucleotides. It is a transcript of the gene ENTREP2, whose product is annotated as endosomal transmembrane epsin interactor 2. The record is from RefSeq and is a predicted model, not a curated record. Bases 8 to 904 code for a protein of 298 amino acids. The transcript is spliced from 6 exons. Lineage: Eukaryota; Metazoa; Chordata; Mammalia; Scandentia; Tupaiidae.